UUAUCUAUUUAUUUUUUUAGAAUAUUGAAAAUGCCUUCUGAAGUUGCUCAAAAAGAAAACGAAGUUGUUGUAGAAUGUAAAAAAAUUGUAGAAAAUCAAGUUAUAAAUAACAAAUCCAUUAAAGAAAAUUUAGAAAACUGCAUAGUUACCAAUAGUAUAACAGAAGGACAUGUUGUUGCUGAAGAUAUUUCAAGUAAUGAAAAUAGUAGUAAAGAAACUAUUCAAGGUCAGAAUAAUGCAGAUUCUACAGUAGAAACAGAAAAUGAAAAUAAAGAAAAUGAGGAGCCUGUCACUGAAGAUUUAGAAUCCAAAAAGAAGCGCGCUGAAGAACUUUUAGCAGCUGGUAAACGAAGCUUAGCUAUCAAAGACUAUCAAGCUGCCUCAGAUGUUUUAAGUGAAGCAUGUAGUCUUUUUGGAACAGUUUAUGGUGAAAUAGCUGAAGAAUGUGCUGAAGCAUAUUUUAAGUAUGGAUGUGCUCUUCUUGAACUUAGUAAAGAUCAAACCAGUCCUGUUGGACUUGAAGAAAAAGAAGAAGAUGAUGCUGAUGAAGAAGAAGAAGAAGCAAAUUCUUCUGAUUUAAAAGGGGUAAAUUCUGAUGAAACAAAUAAUGAAAAAAUUAAUGACCAAGAAGAAAUUUCAAUUACUAAUGGGAAAGCUGAAAUUAAAAAAAAUAAUAGUGAUGUUGAAAUGAAUAAUGCCAAUGAUGAAACCAAUAAUGUUACAACAAAUGGUGAAGACAAUCAAAAAUUAGUUAAAGAACGAUCCAGUAUGACAAAUGUGAUUGAAACAAGUAUAACAGAAGAUGAAGAAGUCGAAGAAAAAGAAGGUAAAUUGGAAGAAAUGGCAGUUGAUAUCGAAGAAAAACAAGAAGAAGAGGAUAUUGCUGAUGAUGAAGAUGUGAAUGAUUUACAAGUUGCCUGGGAAAUGCUUGAUUUGGCUAAAGUAAUUUAUAAAAAAAUGGACACUGAAGAAGCCAAACUUAAACUUGCAGAAGUUUUGAUGAAAUGUGGUGAUGUCAGUAUUGAAGAUGAAAAAUUUGAAACUGCAAUUGAAGAUAUGACAGAAGCCUUAAAUAUAAGAAGAUUAUUAUUGCCUGGAGAUAGUCGUAUCAUAGCAGAAACUCUAUUCCAGUUAGGUAUUGCACAGGAAUUAGGUGGAAGUGGUGAACGUGCUGUUGAAUUGAUGAAAGAAGCAGCAACUGUUUUAGAUCAAAGAAUCAAAAACCUUGAAAGCUCCAAUAGUGAUGAAAAAUCAAAAGAAGAAAUUGCAGAAAUUAAAACUGUAAUACCUGAAAUUCAAGAAAGAAUAAUUGAUAUCAAUGAACGUAAGAAAGCUGCUAUUAGUGCAUUACUUGCAGCAGUUGGUGCUGCCAAUGAAGGAACAAAAAAUGGUUGUGAAUCAUCAUCAUCUAAAGAAGUAUCCAAUAUCAAUCACUUAAUUCGUAAAAGACCUAAACAAAGUGAUUCUGAUGAAACUCCAAAUAAAAUUCCUAAAAUUGAAGAACCCGAUGAUAAAACUCACUGAAUUUUCUUCAGUUUAUGUUACGCUGAUCAACUUAACAUAUAUUCUCUCAUUUGUUUGAAAGGAUUUUUUUUUUACUAUUUAACUUUCAUUUGUAAAUCUAAAUUUUAAGUGAAUUAUUAUCAUUUAUUUUUAUUUGUCAUUGCAUUAAAUACUAAGACUGUAUAACAUAUUUAUUAGUUUUAAUAUACAUUUGCACAUUA
This is a messenger RNA of Daktulosphaira vitifoliae (grape phylloxera), 1724 nucleotides long. RefSeq names its product protein HGV2 (gene Nasp). Gene Ontology annotation, molecular function: histone binding. Lineage: Eukaryota; Metazoa; Arthropoda; Insecta; Hemiptera; Phylloxeridae. Bases 31 to 1524 code for a protein of 497 amino acids. The transcript has 2 exons. Gene Ontology annotation, biological process: DNA replication-dependent chromatin assembly; CENP-A containing chromatin assembly. Gene Ontology annotation, cellular component: nucleoplasm. The record is from RefSeq and is a predicted model, not a curated record.